Molecule: messenger RNA, 487 nt
Organism: Zonotrichia leucophrys gambelii
Lineage: Eukaryota; Metazoa; Chordata; Aves; Passeriformes; Passerellidae
Gene: RPL36A
Product: ribosomal protein L36a
Exons: 5
Coding region: 119-439 (106 amino acids)
Biological process (GO): translation
Cellular component (GO): ribosome; cytosolic large ribosomal subunit
Molecular function (GO): structural constituent of ribosome
Source: RefSeq, a predicted model, not a curated record
UCCCGCCGCCAGGGGGCGCCUUGCCCCGCGUGCCGCUGCGCGCUCCUCUCUAUGGUCCCCAGCUCGCAUUCGCUUCCGCUUCCGGUCAGCUCCUCCUCUCCGGGCCGCCGCCGCCAAAAUGGUGAACGUGCCGAAAACCCGCCGGACGUACUGCAAGAAGUGCGGGAAGCACCAGCCGCACAAGGUCACGCAGUACAAGAAGGGGAAGGACUCGCUCUACGCGCAGGGAAAAAGGCGCUAUGAUCGGAAGCAGAGCGGGUAUGGGGGCCAGACAAAGCCCAUCUUCCGUAAAAAGGCCAAGACCACCAAGAAGAUUGUGCUGAGACUGGAGUGUGUGGAGCCCAACUGCAGGUCCAAGAGGAUGCUGGCAAUUAAGAGGUGCAAGCACUUUGAGCUGGGAGGAGACAAGAAGAGAAAGGGCCAGGUGAUCCAGUUCUGAGCGUCGUCCUGCUCAUCGUUACGGACCAUAUUAAAGUAAUUAGAUUGA